Messenger RNA from Sporisorium graminicola, 858 nucleotides. RefSeq lists its product as uncharacterized. Gene Ontology annotation, molecular function: catalytic activity. Bases 1 to 858 code for a protein of 285 amino acids. The record is from RefSeq and is a predicted model, not a curated record. The transcript is spliced from 2 exons. NCBI's taxonomy places the organism in Eukaryota, Fungi, Basidiomycota, Ustilaginomycetes, Ustilaginales, Ustilaginaceae.
AUGCCUGGCUACGACGAACCUCCGAGGGACGGCAGGGAGGCAGCCGAAAGGCUUCGAGCUACGGUCAAGAGCGGCAAACCCAUCAUCGGGUCUGGCGCCGGGAUCGGCCUGACGGCCAAAUUCGUAGAGAAGGGCGGAGCGGACUUGAUCAUCCUCUACAACUCUGGCAGAUAUCGCAUGGCAGGCCGAGGCUCGCUAGCCGGGCUGAUGCCGUACGGUGAUGCUAACGCCAUUGUGGUUGAGAUGGCAGCCGAGGUUCUUCCGGUCAUCACACACACCCCUGUUUUGGCUGGUGUGUGUGCUUCGGACCCUUUCCGAUCGAUGCCCAAGUUCCUACGCCAACUCAAGGAUAUUGGCUUUGUCGGCGUGCAGAACUUUCCCACCGUCGGCUUGAUCGAUGGCAACUUCCGACAGAACCUCGAAGAGACUGGAAUGGGCUACGACAACGAAGUUGAGCUGAUGAAGCAGGCAAAGCAAAUGGGGCUCCUCACCACGCCCUACGUCUUCAACCCGGAAGAGGCCGAAAAGAUGGCCACCGUCGGAGUCGAUGUCUGUGUGGCACAUAUGGGACUCACCACGAGCGGCAGUAUCGGAGCUCAAACCGCCAUGAGCUUGGACGAUGCUGUCAAGCUAACUUCCGAAAUGACGGCCAAGGUUCACUCGAUCUCGCCAGAAACCAUGGUCCUCGUCCACGGCGGUCCUGUCGCCUCGGCUUCCGACGCACAAUACGUGCUCGAUCGUGUCCCCGGUCUGGCCGGCUUCUAUGGCGCUUCCAGCAUGGAGCGUCUCCCCGUCGAAGUCGCCUUGCAGGACAGCAUGAAGGAGUUCAAGAGCCUCAAGGUGUCUUCUCAAAAGUAG